Molecule: messenger RNA, 12233 nt
Organism: Lytechinus pictus (painted urchin)
Lineage: Eukaryota; Metazoa; Echinodermata; Echinoidea; Temnopleuroida; Toxopneustidae
Product: polycystin family receptor for egg jelly-like
Exons: 42
Coding region: 54-10835 (3593 amino acids)
Biological process (GO): detection of mechanical stimulus
Cellular component (GO): membrane
Molecular function (GO): calcium channel activity; protein binding; calcium ion binding
Source: RefSeq, a predicted model, not a curated record
AAUAUGACCCAGACGUUGUGACCCCUGACCUUUGUGCCAUUCUCUGUUUGUCAAUGAAUCAAAGCUAUGCAGUUCUCAAAUCUGGGAAUGCAUGUUUCUGUCUGAACUCAUCAGUUGAUGAACUUGGAUCCAGUUAUGACACCUCAUCAUGUGACCAGUCAUGUGACUCCUCUCCAUCUCAGUCAUGUGGUGGAGAAAGACUGGUAUCAGUUUAUGAUGUUAAUGAUGUACCUUUGACACUGGAUGAUGUUCAGAUUGAAGAGCUUCAGAGUCAGAAUGACUUCCCUGCAUUUGAACCUGUGACCUUCACACUCACCAACCCGGCCACCUGGAACCAAACUGACGACCAAACAGUGACCAUCGACAUCAGCUUCGAUGAUGAAUAUCCAUUUCAUUAUGAGGGGCCUUGGCAGGAGGGAAUGACACUCCAACAUAUAUUCAGGGAGCCAGGUCCACAUGCUAUACAUCUCAGAUUAGUCCAAGUGGGACCAGGAUCUGAUUGGAUCCUACCCGUGUCGGUCCACAUUCCCGUCAGCGAUAUCGCCAUCUCCUGUCCCAUCCGUAACCCAGGGAUGCAGAGCUAUGACUGUGACAUCACUGUUGCUAUGGGAACAAGCAUGCAACUGUCGGCCUUUUUCCAGGAGGAUUCGGUGUUGGAUAGUUUCAACGUGUCAGAUUCUCAAAUUGAGUAUGUUGGAGUGGACCAUGUGGCUCCUGGUGACUCUGCUGUGAAGAGAUCACAAUUUACAUCUUUAUCUGCUACUCAGUCCUUUGGGGAGGUGUUGAAACCUUUACCUAUGGAUGAACGCUACAUAAAGGCCAAGGAUCCUGUCCUCAAAGAUGGGUUACUGGUUGGGAUUGAUCUUGAUGUAGAGGUUUCUGGCUAUGUCUCCUUGGAGGUCUUUCGCCCUCUUGCUGAUGAGAGUUCCACUAAGUGUGAAAACAAUACAAAGCCUGCUGAAGCAGUAUUGCCAGUAUCAACAAGCUACAGCUGUCAGAAUCAAGGUGGUUUCAGCUUCACCAAGAGAAGAUGCAUUAAUCCCACUCCUGACACAGUGCCACCAACUCUUCUGACCACCUACCAACUUGUGGCUAGUAUUGAUGUGACCCUUCCAAUUGUUGGAAGAUAUUUUGUGCCUCUUAAUGAGUUGGACAGGGUGAAAGUCCGCAGAGGAGACAUCCUUGCGCUGGUCUCCAAGACGGCUGUGGUUGUCAGGCGAUCGACCACAGUGGACCAAGAACUGGCCUUGGACAAUGGCAGGCUCACAGGGGAAGGCGUCUUAGAGUACGAUGGCGUCACAUCCGUGCCAGGAGAACAUCAAUGGAGGGCUUUGGUGGUUCUACCAUCUCGUAUCUGGGUCAGGAACACCAAUGUAGGAAUGUGGGAUACCUCGCUGGUGAAUGUCACCUUCACCAACCCUGUAGGAGAGAAGUUCAAGUCCGUUCUGGCUCCUACACAAUACCCAGGGAUAGAAAUUGUCACUCCACCGUACGGCUUGGUAGGUGAUGAAAUCCUCGUUGAAGCCAUCUUUGAGACUCAGCUGGAUAAGUUUACCUGGAACUUUGGUGAUGGCGAAGAAGUUCUGAUGAACCUAUGCAACAUGGUGCACCAUACCUGGUCCGAGCCUGGGCUGUACAAUGUCACUGUAGAAGGGAACACCGUCCAUGGUUCUGUUAUUUUGACGACAACCUUCCUUGUGACCCAUAAUCCUCCAUUGCCCAACAUCACACUAAACGAAACAGGGUCAGCUCAAGAAGUUGAGGAUGGUGUCCUCAAAGUAUCGGGAGAUAUGUCUUUGUCUUGGUACGUCUACUAUGAAGCACCCAAUGUCUCCUAUGAAGUUGUUUUAGGGAAUUCUUCUGAGGUUUCCUUGAUGGUUUGGGAAGGCUCACCUGAGGAUUCCGUUGCAUCCGCUUCUAUUGGGACCUGUGAUCUUGCUGACAUCAUGCUCAAACAUGAAAAUUGGGGAGCAACAUUAAGUCUUUUUUCAUCAUCAUCCUGCAUCUUACCGCUUUUCAUAGUAUCCCAGAAUGCAUUUGGAAAUGACACUCAAUCGCUAGACUUACAUAUCCUUGAGGCUAUCACAGAAAGACCAAUAAUCAACAUCACUGCCAACUUCACUGAAACAGGUGACGAUAAGUUUGUUGCGCAUGAUGAAGAAGUGAUCGUUGACAUUGAGAUUGUAAAUGGGCAUGGCAUCAUUGUGGAUAUCUUUCUAAAUGAUACCAACAUAACAAGUACCUGUAUCAGUUGGGAUGUGGUUGAUCGCAGAGCCAGUUGUGUUAUAGACAUGGUGGACUUGGAGUCUGGAUACUACAACCUCAAAGUGGAAGUGAGCAAUGAAUUUUCUCCGGUGUUUAAUUCAUCAGUUAAUUUCACUAUUCAGAUGAGAAUCACAAAUUUGAGGGUCCAGGUCGAUAACCUGAUUGAAACCGAGGUUGAUACGCCGAUUUGUCUCUUUGCUGAUCAGGGAAGUUCUGUAACGUAUGUCAUCCAAAUCUCUGAUGGGACAAACCUGACGGGGACUACCAAUCGUUUGCCUACCAACUCAUCAUGCCAGACAGAAGUACACCGGUUCAUGAUCCCUGGGAACAUAGCCUUGGUCGUUACAGCCCAGAAUGAGGUCAGCCAGGAAAAUGUUGUUGAGGAGGUGGUUGUAAUGGCUCCAGUCUAUACCCUGAUCAUUAAUGUCCAAGAGCAGGUCAAUCUAAAUGUUUCUCAAAUGGGAUAUGCCGUGGUAACAAUAGGUUAUACUGGUAGUCCUGCUCUGCAACCAGUGGAGGUAAAACUAAAUGUUACUCUGAUUAAUUCAGCUGACAAUUCAGUACACAAUCUUGAAUUUGAAGUGACAGAAGGAAGUUCUUAUCCUGUGAGUUUCCAACUUCCAUUCUUUUCAAGUGGGAUCUUUGUGUAUGAGUAUUUCCUAUUCAACAAUGUGAGCUUGGUAACGUCGACGGGUGAAAUUACUGCUGGUUCUCGGAUCCAGAAUGCAACAUUCAAUGUCGUCAGUCUGACAGUAUGGUCUGGUGAGAUAGUCAAUUUUACCGUAUCCCUUGUAGCUGGAACUAAUGUGACCUACAUGAUUGAUUUUGGGGAUGGUUCUGUCAUCCAGUCUAGCAAUGUCACCAGUAGUCUUGAGAUGGUGUUCAGCCAUACAUUCUCAGCAUGUUGGACUGAAGAUUUUGAUGUUGUUCUUGAAGUAAAGAAUUAUAUAAGCAUGGCUGAAGAUACUAUCACCCUGACUGUUAUUCCUUCAAAGUUUUCAGUUGUCAAUGAAGGGCCCUUUGCUAUUUCUGCCCCUCCACACCAUAUUGUCCAAGUACCAUUCUUUCUCUUUCAUGCCAAAAACUUCUCUGUGCCUGAUGAUGUUGUGUACAUUGCAGACUUUGAUGAUGGAGUUGGUGAGAGGGCUCUUGAUAUAACCUUUGAAAACUCCCCUUCUUUGGACACCAGCACUUCUACCCAUCUUGCUACCGUCUCAAAAUCAUUUACUUCUCCUGGAGCAUUUAUUGCCACCUUUCUGUUCAACACUUCCCAAUUCUUUCAGGAAUGUGAGAUUCCAGUUGAUGUUUAUGAAGAAGUGUCUAAUCCAAGAGUUCAUGUUUUCUUUAACUAUGGGGAUGUCACUGACAAAUCUAUGGAUGAGAAUGCGUUCGGAACUGACAUUGACCACAUUCCUCUUGAUGCUUCAGUUGUUGUAGAAGCCCUUACAACAGGAGGUACAACUCUACUCUAUGAAUGGUCAUUCGGGACCAGAGAUGAUUCUGCACUGUUUGAAAUUCAGCCUAGUUAUUGGAGAGGAGAUUCUCAUCGCAAUGCUUGGAAGUUUAGAAGCCCAGGCUCUUACAUGGUCUCGGUAAACAUUUCCAAUGCUGUAAGUUGGGAAGUGUCAUCAUUGACAGUGGCUGCUCAGUCCAAAGUUUCUGGUCUUUCCAUCGAAGGACCAGGUAUUGAAGUUGGCAAUAAAUCAUUGAUGUUCACACUGCAUUUCUCAAGUCUACCUACAGAAGCUUGUAUCUUUGUAGACUUUGAAGAUCAGUCAUCAAAACCAUCAUAUUUGGCUGUAGCUGGGGAUUCCAGCUGUGCAACUAUGGAUUCCCGCUUGGUGAAUACCCUCGAUGACAGACCACUACAGGUUCUUGAUCUGACACAAAUGUGGAAUGAUGGCACAACAUCUAUUGAUGUGUUUAAUGAGUUUGGUACUACAGGGGUAUUCUCCAUUAAGGUCCUUGUUCAAAACAUUGUAUCACAAACUCGAACGUCCACAGAGCAAGUUAUCAGAAGUCAGGGAUGCUAUCCUCCAGUGAUUACAUUUGGACAUACUGGUGAACUUUCCAUCCUUGUGUCUCAAAGACUUGGUGUCAAGACAACAAUCUCACUCAACUGUACAUCAUCAAAUCUAGUGUACUACAUGUGGCAGGUUUACUAUAUUUUGGACAAUGGCACUCUAGAAGAAGUGGCACUUCCUUCAUCCAUUGACUCUGAGGGCGCAACUCAGUCAAAGAUUGUAUUCCCGGCUCGUACGUUCUCUCCUGGUAAUCAUGUGAUAUCUGUGACUGUAUCAAUUCAGGAUGAGCCUGGUUUGGCAACCGUUGCCACUGCGAAUGCAUCAAUUGCUGCAAGUGACCUUGUGGCAAUGAUCAUUGGGGGUGAUAAGCGAAUCGUGUCGUAUCAAGUCGGUGAAUCCAUGUCGUAUCAGGAUCUCUUUGUGGAUGGUUCCUCGUCCUUUGACCCUGACAAGGAAUCACAGGAUCAUUCUGGAUGGACUUUCACCUGGCUGUGCAGAAGGAAAAGCUACACCUAUGCCAAUGGUACCAUCAUCGAAGAUCUCGAGACCUUUCAGGUGUGGAAUCAAGACUUUUCCAUGCUCUUGUCUGACAGUGUGGUCAACGCUGACUUUGAGAAGGAAGCAUUUGAUGUUGGAGGAUGCUUUGGACUUCAUGGAGGACCUUCUAAUGCACCUUUACCAGGAGGACUUUUGUUGGAGCAUUCUGAUGUGGUUGCCAUGGAUACACGUUACGUGUACCCAAACAUGGUGUAUGAGAUGAAGCUCCAUGUGUCCGAUGGUUUUAGGAAUGCCACUGCUCUACAAACCAUCUAUGUUAAAAAUGGCUCCGUUCCUGAUGUAUCUCUAGAAUGCGAGGCAAACUGCCAAAGGAAGGUCAACCCUCAGAAUAAAUGGGUUAUAAGAGUAAUCCAAUCUUCUACCUUUGUUGAUGAAAUCAUAUACUACAAAUGGGAGCUGUCAGAAUACCGAAGCAAUGUAAAGCACAGAAUAUCACCAGAUGCAUGGCUACCUCAUUCUUCACUGUCAAACCAAACCACAACAUCAUCCAACUAUCUCCUGGCCAUAGAGAGUGGAUUCUUUGAGGAAGGCGGACAGUAUGAGAUAGAUCUCAUGGCUUCCUACUCUCCCUCAUUUAGUACAACAGCUGAUAUGACCAUGACCCUUGACAUCGAUAUGGCUCCCUACGGUGGCUCCUGCUCUAUCUCUCCUCUGGAAGGCACGGUGGCGGUGACUAAGUUCUCAUUUACCUGUCGGGAUUGGAUGGUGGUGGACGAUGAUUGUCGUCCCCUGCGCUAUGCUGUCAGGUCAAAGGUCAGGGGAGUGGAAGAGACAGUGUCGUUGAGCACACAGGACACCAACAAUGUGUGGUCCCUGAUUUACUCUGACACUGAAUCAUCCUCUUCAGACUUGUUACUUGCUGCUGGGUUAUCUGAAUAUGAUUACAUUGUUUAUAUCAAAGUUCAGAUUAGUGACAUCUUUGGAACAUAUGCUGUGGAUUCCAAUAUGGAAAUAAGGGUGCAUCCAUUUAACAUGACCUCUUCUGUUGAUCUGGCAGAGACCCUCACUGAUCUGACCAAUGCUAUGGUCUCUGAGGCAUCUACAGGAUACAAUCAACAGUCUACAAGCUACGCUAUGGUCAUCUCUGAUAUGCUUAACACAGAUGCAUCAUCAGGAUCUAGCCAGCCUGAUGGGUCAUCAUCAAACACUGGUCUGAAUUCAGAAAUCAAGAUGGGAAUAAGGGAACGGAUGGUGACAAUUCUAGGUGGCUCAUCCUCAAUCUCUGUUGAUGAUGUGGACCGCAUCUCAUCAGUACUUAGUCUAGCUACUGAUGUUCCAAGUGAAGUCUCCACCUUGGCACAAGAUGGGGCUCUAGGAGCAACAGAGAAGUUGACGAACACAUUAGUUGGUAUUCAAGAAGAAGAUCAAACGGCUAUUGAGAGACUUCAACUCUCUGCUUCUUUACUUCUCAAAGUCUGUGAUAAUGUUGUUGAUGCCGCCAUAGAGAAAAUGGACUAUUCUGAGAAUGAUCAGGAUUCCGUCACUGUCCUAAGGAACUCUGCAGUACAGAACACCCUAGUCAGGUCUGUAUCUGUUGUGGAUAAGGUCUCAGAGGUCCUUAGCAACAAUGUGAUUUCAGGGGAGGGUCCGGUUACCAUGGAUGCAGGAAACAUCAGGGUCAAAGUUCAGAAAACUGAGAGCAAAGACGUAGAAGGUAACUUUGAAGUGGAGCCUGGAUGUAAUCUUGAUUUUCCAUCCGCUCAGAGCAUGUUUGAUGUUGAUGCUACGUCAGGUGGAAUUCAGUUUAAGGCAGUGAUGUAUCAACCCAACAUGCGACCCUAUGCCCAAGGAGCAGCCGGAAUCAACAGCAAGACAGUCUCCUUCCAGUUUAUUGAUAGCUCCACCAAAGAUGUGAUUGAGGUCAAGAACACCAUUAAACCUAUCACCAUCACCAUCCCUCGUAUCAAUCAACCUACCAUUACAUUAGAUAAUGAGACUGUGACCUCGUUCAGUCAAACCUAUGGAGUAGGGGGACCCAUUGCUGUUCAUACUAUUGAUAUCCCAGAUUUUAAUGGAGUAGAGUUUGAGGUGAGAUGUAUGGGUUUCACGGGAAUGGAAUCAAACUAUACCUACAACUGUACUCUCAUUGUUAUGAUAACAACCACUGGUCUGCCAGAAAUAGGAAGCAAUGCUUGGAACUGUACCUUGGUCCAGACUGUAAGCCUAUCAGACUACCCUCUGUAUAACAGCUCUCUGGUGGAUCCUUGGAAUAAAAGUGAUUUCAUAUCGGUGGAAGGAAACACAAGAUGCUUCAUUGAUAAUAAUCAAAUGAAUGAAUUGCUCAUCAACGGGACAUACACAUCAAUAAACGUUGGAGUGAGAGAGCUAGCUAAUGAAGCCAAUUGGAACGAGACCUAUGCCAGAACACCCAAUGCAACAUUUGAAUUCAAACAUUAUUCCUUCAGUCCUACCUUACAUAGCUGUUCUUACAUCAAGGAAAGAGAAAGUGAAUCACCAUGGAAGAAAGAUGGGUGUCAGGUGAGUCCAUCCAGUAACGCAUCCCACACCUCCUGUCUAUGCAACCAUCUAACCAUGUUUGGUGCUGGGUUCCAGAUACCAAUGAAUCGGAUUGACCUCUCUCAGUCAGCCUUCACCAAGCUGCAUGAGAACCCAGUGGUCUUUGCAUUCAUGACAUGUUGUCUCUGUAUCUACCUGGUGGUACUCCUCUGGGCAAGGAAAGCUGAUAAGAGAGAUCUACUCAAGGCUGGAGUGACUCCUCUGAUAGGUAACAACCAUCAUGAUAAAUGCCAUUAUGAGGUAACCGUCUUCACUGGUGUCAAGUCAGAUGCAGGAACCACCGCUCGUGUCCAUAUCAUCAUCACCGGGGAUCACAAUGACAGCGGCGUCCGCACCCUCCAUGACCCGAAACGUAAGGUCCUCCAGAGCGGUGGCGUUGAUUCCUUCUUGCUGACAUCCUCCAGGCCCUUCGGAGACCUCAUGCAUGUAAGGAUCUGGCACGAUAAUGGUGGGAAGAGCCCUAGCUGGUUCCUCUCUCAUCUAUCAGUCAAGGACUUGAAUACCAAUAAGAUGUUCUACUUCAUGGCUAACAGAUGGUGGGCGGUGGAGGAGGAUGAUGGAGCGAUUGACCGAGUGAUUCCAGUAGCUGGACGUAGUGAACUGACCAGCUUCACCCAUCUCUUCUCAACCAAGACUAGGAAGAACCUGAGUGACGGUCAUCUGUGGUUCUCAGUCUUCUCCAGACCACCCAAGAGCCGCUUCACCCGGGUCCAGCGCGUAUCCUGCUGCCUCUCUCUGCUCUUCUCUGCUAUGAUGGCUAAUAUCUUCUUUUAUAACGUUGAUUUUGGUAGUGGUGGUAACCAGACGGUGUAUAGUCUUGGUCCUAUUAGCUUCUCUAUGGGUGAGGUAGUGAUUGGUGUCAUUAGUAGUCUGAUGGUGUUCCCUGCUAACAUCCUUGUAGUACAGAUCUUCAGACUCUCAAGGCCUCAACCCAAACAUGCAAGGAUUUGUUGUAUGAAGACGAAGCAGCCUAGAGUAUCAUCAGCAGGAAGAAGGGACGUUGCCUCCCGCCUCUCCUUCGCCUCCAGUAUGGGAUCAAGAGAGCUCAGGCAGCAGCUAGAUCUGUUGGAGAGGGGUCAGUCAACACCCCCUCCACCCACAGUCUCUGCCCAUGUCCAGAGGACUAACCUCACCCGGGUUAGUUCUCCAUCGCAGGUCCAGCUUGACCCUUCAGAGUUCCAGCGGUCCCUUUCCUUUGACUCCUCCAGUCUUGGUAGUGACCGCACCUCGUCACCGCACCUCUCCCGUAUCCCUGCUCUCACCACGGAAGCAGGAUACAAGAGAAUGCAGUCGAAACCACCAAUGAGGAAGAAGAAGAAGUUUGAGUUACCAUGGCAAUGCCUUUAUUUUGGUUGGGCCUUGUUGAUGACAUCGGUUGGUGUUGCAUUCUGGUUGACCAUUGAAGUGGCUGGUCAGUUUGGCAAGACCAAGGCAACAGAAUGGCUGGUAUCGAUGUGUAUAUCUCUCAUCCAGGAUGUCUUCUUCACGCAACCUCUUAAAGUUCUCUUCCUGGCAUUCUUCCUCUCUCUUCUCUUCAAGAAACCUGAGAAGGAGGAGGAUGACAUCCCACCUCUUGGAGAGGAUGAGGAAUGGUUGCAUGAGAGAGAUGGAGAAGGAGGAGGAGAGACUCAUCAGGGUAUUCCUCCAGGGAUUUCCCCUCCCAACCCUGAUGAGCUCGCUGCUGCAAGGGAGUUGAGAUUCAAGGAGAUCAAAAUGAAGAGCAUCAUUCGAGAAAUUAUCUUAUACAUCAUCUUUCUAAACAUUGUGAUGCUGAUAGCAUUCGGUGACCGGGACCCUCAGGCAUUUUACGUCAAUAAAUCCAUGAAAGAUGCUUUCGUGGAGGCUCAAUACCAUGGCCUCAUGAAGUUUACUAAGAUUCAAACGCGAGAGAAAUUUUGGAACUACACAGAGAAUGUCUUCAUUCCGUCUCUCUUCUCCGAGACAUGGUACAAUGGAAAGGAGGAUAUCCAAGGUAUCAAACAGAGGAUGGUCUCUGGGAAACACAUGAUGCUCAUUGGGAUGGCCAGGUUGAGACAGCUAAGAGUAACGCAAGAGCCUUGCAUACUACCAGAAGAGAUAACAAGUGCAGGGAUACAGUGUAAACGCACCUAUUCAUUCAGUGAUGAUGAAGAUAGAGACUUCGCACCAGGGUGGAAACCAGUCAAUGAAUCAGAUCCUACAGAUUAUACAACCCCUGAAGGAUCUGUGUGGAAGCAUAAUUCCUGGACUGAGAUAGAUUCCUUCCCGUAUCUUGGAAAGCAAGCUACUUACAAGGGAGGAGGCUAUCUAGCUGAGAUCCCUACUAAUCCCACAGAUGCUAUGGCUCGGAUGCAAUACCUUCGAGAAUCUUUUUGGCUUGAUCAAUCCACCCGGGGUGUCUUCUUUGAGUUUGUAACCUAUAACCCUAUCAACAACAUGUACUGCAUAUCAUUUCUACUCGUUGAAUUCCCUUCACAAGGGGGUGCAUUCCCGUAUGUGAACUUUCGCACCAUUCGUCUUGAUCGAUACCAGGGAAGCUUUGCUUAUUUUGUCCUUGCCGGAGAGGUGGCCUACGUCCUCUACCUUCUCUACUUCACCUACCGGGAGAUCAAACUCUUCAUCAAGAAAAAGAAGGAGUAUUUCAAAAGUUUCUGGAACAUGCUGGAGGUAGUGACCCUGGUCAUGGCCUAUUGUGCUAUCACGUUCUAUCUGUAUAGAUUGUUUAUUGGUCGGCAGCUGAUGGAGCAGUACCGCACAAACCCUGACAGCUUCUUGAACUUCCAGUAUGUCUCCCAUUGGGAUUUGCUGUAUCGCUACAUGACUGCCAUGGUGGUCUUCAUUGCCAACGUCAAGUUCAUGAAGCUGUUUCGAUUCAACCGUCGCCUCCUGAUCCUAUCCCUGACCCUCAAGAACGCUGGUCGUGAAAUCCUCUACUACCUGAUUGUCUUUGGGAUUGUCUUCAUGGCUUUUAGCACCAUGGCCUUCAACAUGUACAGCCCAUACCUCCUGGGCUUCAGUACCUUUGGAUCCACCAUCGUCACCCUCUUUUCAACCAUGCUAGGAAAGUUCAAGUUUGCCGAGAUGGUCCAGACAAGUCGUCAUCUUGGCCCUCUGUUCUUCUUCUGCUAUGUGAUCAUCAUCAUCUUCAUCUGCCUCAACAUGUUCCUGUCGAUCAUCAACGAGGCUUUCGCCAGGGUUCGGCAGGAGAACUCCAAGAUGGACAAUGAGCUCGAGAUCGUUGAUUUCAUGAUGGGCCGCUUUAAGAAGUUUGUUGGGCUCACACGACAGCAAAACACCAAGAAGAAGAGAAAGGAGGAAGAGGAAAAAGAGGAGAAGCAUUGUAUUGAAGAUGAUGAUCCAAUUGAAAUGGGAUGUAAGGAGAUGGAGACCAAGACACAAGAGAUGAUCCUUCGUAUGGAAACCUUUCUCAAGUAUAACCUUACACCAGAUGAUAUCAAACUCACAAAGAGGAAGAUCGUCUUCUCAGAAUAAAUUAUUUAUUAAUAGAUACUUUAACAAUAUAGCACUUAGUAGAAAAUCUCAAUGAAUUGACCAAAUAUGACCUUCUGUUCUGCAAACCUUUUUAUUAUUAUUAUUAUUCAUUUAGCAAAGAAAAUUACAAAAAACAAUACAUUUCAGUGUAAACACUACAAGAUAAUAAAUAUCAACCAUUGGAACGCUUGAGACAGAAACAGUUAACUUAAUUACUCUGGCAUAAAGCCUCCUGUCUCAAUUUGAAUGGUUGAUUUACAAUAUAUAUUAAUAACUGAACAAUAAUAAAGUACUUGUAAUGUAAAGGAGUGUAACAUAUGCGGCAACAGUGAUAGAAAACAAUACGUGAUAUAGAUAAUAUAAAACUAUGGGCAAAAGAUAAGUGGUAACCAUACCCCCCUCCUCAGUUAAGAACACAAAUCUUAAACCUUAAUCCCCUAAUUAAGAAUUUAUUCAAAUCUUUAGUUUACUGAAAAAAAGGAAUAGAUAACUCUACAGUACAGAUUCCAUGACAUUUUGAAUUUAAGCUGAGUUUACAGGACUUUAGAUUAUGUUUGACUUAAAAAUAGGAUUUUUGAUCCAUUUGCAAAUCUUCCAAAUCCAACUUCCUUCUCUUUUUUCCCCCCAAUGCUUGGAACACACAUAGGUCUGUAAUGAAUAGGUGCCAGAGUCAUUUUGUUUGUAUGUGCGGAGUCCUGCGUUUGCCCUGGUAAUGAUAUAUUAUCCCAAUAAAUCAGGGAGAAAGGCUAUUUUUAUUAUGUCCCUAGCAUAAAUUCAAAUGCAUUGUGAUAGGGCAGGGGGUAUUAAUCACCUUCUGUGAUUUUUCUACUUUUAUUCUGACUUGUAAAUGUUAAUGCACUAGGUAGAGUCAAGAUACAUUUUCAGAUUUACCAAUUUAUCCUUUAUCAUUCCAUUCAGAUAUUCUUAGGGGAGUAGAGUUUGGAUUCAAACGAAGGUCAAAGAGUAUCAUUCAAUUAUUCAUCUAUUCAUGACCUUUGCCAUCUAUACUUGAUUUAUGGUUACUUAUCAAAGCAUUUUUCUUUUUUUGUAUUCUUUGAAUAGAUGAAAUCAAUGAAUUAGGAUAGACUUUAUUUUACCACAUCUCAAUAAAGAAAGUACUGUGUUCGUAUAAUCAUGUCAGCGAUGUUUACCUGUAUGUAUCUUUCCUUAAUGCAGUUUCUUUUUGAAGUCCGAGAUUUGGAUAAUUAUCAGCAAAUACAGAGAUCUUUAUCUUUCUCUCUUUAUGUCCAACUGUCUAUUUUUCUUUCUCUUCAAGACAUCAUCUGUUGUGUCAUCAGGUCCAAAGGGGCAUAUGCAAUAUUUUUUUGUUCUUUUUAUUAUGAAUGCCAAGAAAAAUCUGUGUUGUUAGUGGCAGAAUAAAUUCUGAAAUCUAACACA